GAAAUGGUGAGGCGGCUCUGGAGGCCGUUGUUCAGUGCGGGAGUUGACUGAGGAUCCUCGGAGGCUGUGGCUGGCGAGUCAACUCGACGUCCUUCUUCUGGUGCGAGUUUUCCAGAAGAGCUAAAGAUGGCUGAAUUUAUAGAUGACCUGGACACUCGACUGUGUGACAACUGCAAAAAAGAAAUUCCUGUGUGUAACUUUACCAUUCAUGAGAUCCACUGUCAAAGGAACAUUGGUAUGUGCCCAGUCUGCAAAGAACCAUUUCCCAAAUCUGACAUGGAGACUCACAUGGCUACAGAACACUGUCAGGUAACCUGCAAAUGUAACAAGAAGUUGGAGAAGAGACAGUUAAAGAAUCAUGAGGAGAUGGAGUGUCCUCUACGGCUUGCCCUUUGCCAGCACUGUGAUUUGGAACUUUCUGUUCUCAAAUUGAAGGACCAUGAAGAUUACUGUGGUGCUCGGACAGAGUUAUGUGGCAUUUGUGGACGUAAUGUCCUGGUGAAAAAUCUGAAGACUCACCCUGAAGUUUGUGGGAGAGAUGGGGAGAAAGAGAGAGAUGAGAUUGCCCUGCCUCCUAGUGCAUAUGAUGAGUCUUGGGGUCAAGAUGGAAUCUGGAUUGCAUCCCAACUCCUCAGACAGAUUGAGUCUCUGGAUCCACCCACGAGGCUCCCCCGAAGGCCCCUGAGAGCCUUAGAAUCAGACCUUUUCCAUAACAGGACUACUCACCAAAGGAACAUGACAACCCAGUUUCCAAUUCAAAAUAAUCUAUUGGAAGAACAAGAAAGGCAGGAAAGGAAUAAAAACCGACAGUCCCCCAAAGAGGGUGGUGAAGACAGUGCAAACUUGGACUUCAUGUUGGCCCUAAGUCUGCAAAAUGAAGGCCAGGCCCCCAGAUUGGCAGAGCAGGACAUCUGGAAGGCUGUGUAUGAGGCAGACCAGUCCUUUGGAGGUCCCAGCGGUCUGAAUGACAUAAAAGGUGCAGCUGAUGAGACCAUGUUGCCUUGUGAAUUUUGUGAGGAGCUCUACCCAGAGGAACUGCUGAUCGACCAUCAGACAAGCUGUAACCCUUCCUGUGCCUUACCUUCAUUUAAUAUGGGUAGCACUUCCCCCAAAGGAGUAGAGGAAGAUCCAGAUGUCAUCUUCCAGAAGUUUCUGCAGCAGGCUACAAGUAACCAGAUAGACUCUUUGAUGGGCCUGAGCAGUUCGCCCUCUGUGGAGGACAGCAUCAUCAUCCCCUGUGAAUUCUGUGGGGUACAGCUGGAAGAGGAGGUGCUGUUCCAUCACCAGGACCAGUGUGACCAACGCCCAGCCACAGCAAACAACCAUGUGACGGAGGGGUUUCCUAGACGGGAUUUCCAGCCUCGAGAGACCUCACCAGAGCUGCCCAAGAGGCGUGUCCGACACCAGGCGGUAGGAGUGAAGGUGGCAGAAGCUCAAGGGUCACCCCCACAACCGCCAGCUUUCGCAGCAGAACUGCAAAGGCAAAAGCCCCCAAGCAACAGGGAGCUGGGGAUGCGGAGGAGGAAGAGGAGUGACGUGUCUGCAGAGAACCGCACGGGGUCCCUCUCUGACAGCUGCACUCGCUGCAGCGCAGGCCUCGUGCUCGUGGCGGGGGAGAUUUUACAGAUUUAACUUUUUCUAGGUUAUGACCAUUUUGUGUCCUUUGAAAUUGCGAUGUGGGAGUUUGGGGGUUUGAGGGAGGGUUAGCAGGGAGGUGGUUGAAAUGUUUCAGCUUUAGCCUCUGCCCUUUUGGCAGCACAAAAAUAUAAGUUAUGGCCUCUCAGCCCACCAGGGCUCUAUCUUUGACAUAUUGUCACCACUGCCUCUUGGUGCUCUGUGGUCCUGGUGGAGGGGAGAGGGUUCUGGAACCCUGGUAGUCACCAGUGAAGUGAUUCUCUUCCCUGUAGGUAGGUGCCUACCUUUGGGAACUUGUGGGUAAGCUCUCCUGGGUCCUGCCCUUCCCCACUCUAGGAUUUGGGCCUCUGGUGUGGGGGAGCUCUGGGGAGGUGUGCGGGCCCGUUGCAGUAGGUCAGGAACAGGCUUCUGGAGAUGAGUUGAACUGGACGGGAGAGGACUCGGGCUUUGUUUUAACCUGCUGCUUUGGCGCUCGGCAUCACUGCCUCCUGUUUCUGUGGGAAGCCGCUCCUGUGUCAUCACUGCCCCGAUGGAGGCGCGCGCAGCUCCCUGUCCCUGCCGGGGCCAGGCUGGACUCCGCCCCGACUGGGACUGAGGCCUAGUCUCCAUGACUUACUCUGAAAACCAAGUAUCAGAGCGCCCAUCUCCCUCUUUUUAUUUUAUUAUAACUACUA
This is a messenger RNA of Molossus molossus (Pallas's mastiff bat), 2309 nucleotides long. It is a transcript of the gene TRAFD1, whose product is annotated as TRAF-type zinc finger domain containing 1. Lineage: Eukaryota; Metazoa; Chordata; Mammalia; Chiroptera; Molossidae. The transcript has 11 exons. The record is from RefSeq and is a predicted model, not a curated record. Bases 127 to 1632 code for a protein of 501 amino acids.